Messenger RNA from Drosophila sulfurigaster albostrigata, 1312 nucleotides. RefSeq names its product protein obstructor-E (gene Gasp). Gene Ontology annotation, molecular function: chitin binding. The transcript has 5 exons. Bases 177 to 947 code for a protein of 256 amino acids. Gene Ontology annotation, cellular component: extracellular region. NCBI's taxonomy places the organism in Eukaryota, Metazoa, Arthropoda, Insecta, Diptera, Drosophilidae. The record is from RefSeq and is a predicted model, not a curated record.
CACAGCCACACACAGUUCAAGUCGUCGGUCCAAGUGGUGCGCAGUCAAGUUUUGUUGUUCAAGUGCUGAACCGUUCGCCCCCCUCUCAAGAUUCGGUUACGUUUCGUCGCCACAACGCUAACGCUUUAAAUCGCCAAAAACACCCAACAACAACAACACAAAUAACCGCAAAAACAAUGAAGAAAUUUUUAGUUGUAUUUGUGGCAUUAUUCGGAGCCGCCGUGGCCCAACAGAGCUUCAAGUGCCCCGAUGACUUCGGUUUCUAUCCACACGAGACGUCCUGUGACAAAUAUUGGAAGUGCGAUAAUGGCGUCUCCGAGCUGAAGACCUGCGGCAAUGGUCUUGCCUUUGAUGCUACGGACUCGAAAUUCCUCACCGAAAACUGUGACUAUCUGCACAACGUUGAUUGCGGUGAACGCACAGAGUUGGAGGCACCAAUUGCCACGCCACACUGCGCUCGUCUGUACGGCAUCUUCCCCGAUGAGAACAAAUGCGAUGUGUUCUGGAACUGCUGGAACGGUGAACCAUCCAGAUAUCAGUGCUCACCCGGUCUUGCCUACGAUCGUGAUGCUCGCGUCUGCAUGUGGGCCGAUCAGGUGCCAGAGUGCAAGAACGAAGAGGUUGCUAAUGGCUUUGCCUGCCCUGCUGCUGGUGAGCUGGCAAAUGCUGGUUCUUUCUCGCGUCACGCUCACCCCGAGGAUUGCCGCAAGUACUACAUCUGCUUGGAGGGUGUUGCCCGCGAGUAUGGUUGCCCCAUUGGUACUGUCUUCAAGAUUGGCGACAGUGAUGGCACUGGCAACUGCGAGGAUCCCGAGGAUGUUCCCGGCUGCGAAGACUACUAUGGUGAUCUGGACCUGAAGAGCAUCCGCAAAAGCGAGCUUCUAGCUGGAUUGAACACUGAAGGUCGCACCAAGAGCGCGCCCAAAACCAAAGCUGCCACCUCAUAAACAUAUAAUAACAACAAUUACUAAACAGCAACAAAAAAAUACUAUAACAAGAUUGAGAUGAAAACCAACAACAACAACAUCAACAACAACUACAACAAAACUCAACAAUAAUAUCAACUCAAUUCCUUUGCCCAACUUUCCUACUCUCACAUCACAAAGUCACCUAACAAGAAUACUCAGCCAGCCUCAAAUCAACAAAUCAAAUCUAAAUCAUAUUCUAUUUCAAUGCCCUGCAACUUUUCGUAUUUCUAUUAUUUCUAUGAGUCAAAUUGUUGAUAUGAAUCUCUUGGUUUCUGUUUUCCAAAUUGCAAAAAUCUAAAGACCAUGUUUAAUUCAGGGCCAAAUACGAUUUCAAAAAAGAAAAA